UGUCACGUUAUCAAGUAAAUUAAACUAUUUGCGGAAAAGUGCUUAACUUGGGCCGCUUUCUGCCCCCUGUCCUUGGUACCAACGUAAAUGCGCACGCCUGCGUGACGUUUGCACGUUUCCUCUUUCUCCCUCGUAUCUCACUACGGAGGAAGCGAGGAGCCCGAAGGGGCGAAGAAAUAACCCUGGAAUUUAUCUCGUGCAUUACAAAGACAAGAGACCGCCGCCUCUCACUCCAUGUUGCUGUAGUUUCUUUUUCCACCGCAGAGGGAAUUAAAUAUGAUGGAAAGUGAACGAUGAGGUGUUUGUUGCUGGACGGCAGCUGACGGACUGAACCAUGGCUCAGUUUCCCACGCCCUUCGGAGGGGGGUCAGAUACAUGGGUAAUAUCUGUGGACGAAAGAGCCAAACAUGAUCAACAGUUCCUCAGUUUGACCCCCACGCCUGCUGGCUUCAUCACAGGUGACCAGGCUAGGAAUUUCUUUCUGCAGUCGGGUUUACCUGCUCCCAUCUUGGCCCAGAUAUGGGCUCUAGCCGACAUGAACAACGAUGGGAAGAUGGACAUGCAUGAAUUUUCCAUCGCCAUGAAGCUGAUUAAACUAAAGCUACAGGGUCACCCCCUUCCUCCUUCCCUGCCUCCCUCCAUGAAGCCGCAGGCCCUCUCCAUACCUCCACAGCCCCCAUUUGGGAUGCCUUGUAUGGGUGCCAUGCCCGGGCUACCAGCAGUGCCACCAAUGCCCCUACCACCCCUACCCCCAGGAGUGCCGGGGGUGGGCAUGUCCCCCCCUCUGGUACACUCAGUCACCCAACAGGUGCCAUCUCUGCCCAACGGUGCACCUGCUAUGAUACAACCCAUAAGUGGAUUUUCUCAUUCAGCUGCCACACUCAACAAAACCUCUUCGUUCAACCGUUCCAGCAUCAAGCUACAGAAGGUCCAGUCUGUGGAGGCACCCAGUGCUCCGGCGGAGCCCACUGACUGGGCCGUGUCUCAUUCUUCUCGGCUCAAGUACCGCCAGCUGUUCAACAGCCACGACAAAAUGAUGAGCGGUUAUCUCACGGGUCCACAGGCCAGAACUAUUCUUAUGCAAUCCAGUCUACCGCAGACCCAGCUGGCCUCCAUCUGGAACCUGUCAGAUAUUGACCAAGAUGGAAAGUUGACAGCCGAGGAGUUUAUUCUGGCCAUGCACUUGAUUGACAUGGCUAUGUCCGGUCUGCCCCUCCCUCCUUUACUGCCCCCUGACCUCAUACCACCAACUUUCAGGCGAAUGCGUUCUGGUAGUGGAGUGUCUGUGACCAGCAUGCACAUGAUGGACCCACGGUCCCAAGAAGAGCCGGAGGAGGAGGAGAAAGAGCCAGAGAAAAAACUACCAGUUACUUUCGAGGAUAAGAAACGCGAAAACUUUGAGCGUGGAAACCUGGAGCUGGAGAAGCGUCGGCAGGCUCUGCUUGAGCAGCAAAGGAAAGAGAGGGAGAGGCUAGCGACGCUGGAGAAAGAGGAGCAGGAGAGGAAAGAGCGGGAACGACUGGAACAAGAGCGACGCAGACAGCAUGAACUGGACAAACAGCUGGAGAGACAGAGGGAGCUUGAGAGGCAGAGAGAGGAAGAGAGACGCAAGGAGAUCGAGAGAAGGGAGGCUGCUAAGCGGGAGUUGGAGCGUCAGCGACAGUUGGAGUGGGAGAGAACACGCAGACAAGAGCUGCUCACACAGAGAAACCGAGAGCAGGAGAACAUCGUCCUGCUCAAAGCCCGCAAGAAAACACUUGAGUUUGAGCUGGAGGCUCUGAAUGAUAAAAAGUCACAGCUGGAGGGUAAACUGCAAGACAUCCGUUUCCGCCUUUCGUCUCAGAGACAUGAAAUCGAGAGCACCAAUAAGACGCGAGAGCUGCGCAUCGCUGAGAUCACCAGCCUGCAACAACAGCUGCAGGAGUCUCAGCAGUGGUUGAGCAGGUUGAUUCCUGAUAAACAGUGUCUGAAUGACCAGCUAAAGCAGGUUCAGCAGAACAGUCUCCACAGAGACUCUCUGUCCGGUCUUCAGAGAGCCAUUGAAAUAAAAGAGUCUGCCAAACAGGAGCUAAAAGAACAACUGGAUGCUGUGGAGAAGGAGACUCGCUCCAAACUUCUUGAAAUAGACGCCUUCAACACACAGCUAAAGGAACUGAGAGAAAUCCACAACAAACAGCAGAGGCAGAAACAGAAGAAUCUGGAGGUGGACAUCCAUCCCCAGCCAUCACAAGACAGGAACUCCACAGAAUUACAGGAGUCUAGGUUGUCGGCGCCGGAUGAUGGCAUGUCCCCGGCAUGGCGGGAUGAUGGUUUGGGAAGAGCUCCCACUCCUCCUGCGCCCCAGUCCUGGAUGAGCCGAGUCAGCGUAGAGGAGAACCACAGCAGCGCCGACAUCCAAGAGAAUCUCUCAAAGCUUUUGACACAUCAGCCGCAUCCGGGAAAACUACAGCAAGGCCCGUCGACCUGGUCCAUGACUGAAAAGCUCCCGGUGGCUGGUUUUAACCAGGACAAGGUAAAGGUGGUCUACUACAGAGCGCUGUACCCAUUUGAAGCUCGCAGUCACGAUGAGAUCACCAUUCAUCCAGGAGAUAUAGUGAUGGUGAAGGGGGAGUGGGUGGACGAGUCUCAGAUGGGUGAACCUGGAUGGUUAGGAGGAGAGGUUAAAGGGAAGACUGGCUGGUUUCCUGCCAACUAUGCUGAGAAGAUCCCAGAAUCUGAAGUUCCUCUCAGUCUGAGGGCCAGCGCUGCAUCUAGCACCACCCCUAAAUUAGGCACCCGUAUGUCAUCGGCUUCUUCAUCGACCACAGCCGCGCCCGUACAGCAAAUUCCCAACGAGUCUGCUUCCAUGGCCCCGCCCACUUCAGCCCCUCCAGGAGCCCCGGCCUCUUCCUCUUCCUCAACAUCCAGCAAUUGGGCAGAUUUCAGCACUACGUGGCCGUCUGUAGAGAAGCAGGAUAGUGACGGGUGGGACGCAUGGCCGACACAGCCCACUCAGCCGUCUCUAUCUGUGCCCAGUGGUGGUCAGAUGAGACAGCGCUCGGCUUUCACUCCUGCCACGCUGUCGGGCUCCUCACCUUCACCUGUGCUUGGACAGGGUGAGAAGGUGGAGGGUCUGCAGGCUCAGGCUCUGUACCCAUGGAGAGCCAAGAAAGACAAUCACCUGAACUUCAACAAGAACGACGUGAUCACCGUGCUGGAGCAGCAGGAUAUGUGGUGGUUCGGGGAAGUACAGGGGCAGAGAGGAUGGUUCCCCAAAUCCUACGUCAAACUCAUCUCCGGGCCUGUGCGGAAAUCUAUGAGUAUUGAGUCUGGCUCCUCUGACAGCCCCCCUAGUGUUAAGAGACCCAGUCCCUCUCUGAACAAACCCACAGAUCUCGGAGAAGAGUAUGUGGCCAUGUAUACAUAUGAAAGCAGUGAGCAGGGUGACCUGACCUUCCAGCAGGGUGAUGUCAUCACAGUCACAAAGAAAGAAGGGGAUUGGUGGACCGGCACUGUGGGCGGGAGGACCGGAGUCUUUCCCUCCAAUUACGUCAAACCUAAAGAGUCUGAUGGUUUGGGAUCUGCUGGGAAAACAGGAAGUUUAGGCAGGAAACCGGAGAUCGCUCAGGUCAUCGCACCUUACACGGCCACAGGGACGGAGCAGCUGACUCUGGCACCCGGACAGCUCAUUCUCAUUCGAAAGAAAAACCAGGGAGGAUGGUGGGAAGGAGAACUUCAGGCAAGAGGAAAAAAGCGUCAGAUUGGCUGGUUUCCAGCUAAUUAUGUUAAAUUACUGAGCCCCAGCACCGGUAAGACCCCCACAGAGACCAUCCCACCCAAGCUUCCACCACCCAACGCAGUGUGCCAAGUGAUCGGCAUGUAUGACUACAUAGCUCAGAACGAUGACGAGCUGCCUUUCAACAAGGGCCAAAUCAUCAACGUUUUGAGCAGAGAGGAUCCCGAUUGGUGGAAAGGGGAGCUGAACGGUUCUGUCGGCCUUUUCCCGUCAAACUACGUCAAGAUGACCACCGACACAGACCCCAGCCAACAAUGGUGUGCGGACCUGCACCUCCUCGACAUGCUGACCCCGACGGAAAGGAAGAGGCAGGGCUACAUACAUGAACUUAUUGUUACAGAGGAGAACUAUGUCAAUGACCUGCAACUGGUCACUGAGACCUUUCAGAAGCCUUUGCUGGAGUCUGAAGUGUUGACGGAGAAGGAGGUGGCCAUGAUCUUCGUCAACUGGAAAGAACUUAUCAUGUGCAACAUUAAACUGCUCAAGGCAUUGCGUGUGAGGAAGAAGAUGUCAGGCGAGCGCAUGCCGGUGAAGAUGAUUGGUGACAUCCUGACAGCUCAGCUUCCACACAUGCAGCCGUACAUCCGCUUCUGCAGCUGCCAGCUCAACGGCGCCACCCUCAUCCAGCAGAAAACCGACGAGGUGCCCGAAUUCAAAGAGUUUGUCAAGAGGUUGGCGAUGGACCCUCGCUGUAAGGGAAUGCCCCUGUCCAGUUUCCUCCUCAAGCCCAUGCAGAGAGUCACCCGCUACCCUCUCAUCAUCAAAAACAUUAUAGAGAAUACUCCAGAGAGCCAUCCGGACCACAGUCACCUGCGUCUAGCGCUGGAGAAGGCAGAGGAGCUGUGCUCGCAGGUCAACGAAGGCGUGCGCGAGAAAGAAAACUCGGACCGGCUGGAGUGGAUCCAGGCGCAUGUGCAGUGUGAGGGACUGUCGGAGCAACUUGUGUUCAACUCUGUUACCAACUGCCUGGGACCUCGAAAGUUCCUGCACAGCGGCAAACUGUACAAAGCCAAGAGCAACAAGGAGCUUUACGGCUUCCUGUUUAACGACUUCCUGCUCCUCACACAGAUUAUCAAACCUCUGGGCUCGUCCGGAAACGACAAGGUCUUCAGUUCCAAGUCCCACCUGCAGUAUCGCAUGUACAAAACGCCCAUCUUUCUGAACGAGGUGUUGGUGAAGCUCCCUACCGAUCCUUCGGGAGAUGAACCCAUAUUCCACAUAUCUCACAUCGACCGUGUCUACACUAUACGUGCAGAGAGCAUAAAUGAACGGACCGCAUGGGUACAGAAGAUCAAAGCUGCCUCUGAGCUCUUCAUCGAAACGGAGAAGAAGAAAAGAGAGAAAGCCUACCUGGUGAGGUCACAGAGGGCCACAGGGAUUGGACGGCUGAUGGUGAACAUUGUUGAAGGCAUUGAGUUAAAGCCCUGUCGCUCAAAUGGUAAGAGUAACCCGUACUGUGAGGUGACCAUGGGCUCUCAAUGCCACGUCACGAAGACGCUGCAGGACACUCUGAACCCCAAAUGGAACUCGAACUGCCAGUUCUUCAUCAAAGACCUGGAGCAGGACGUGCUGUGUGUCACUGUGUUUGAAAGGGAUCAGUUCUCCCCGGACGAUUUCUUGGGCAGAACGGAGAUUCGGCUGGCCGACAUCAAAAAGGACCAAGGCUCCAAAGGCCCCAUCACCAAGCGUCUGCUUUUACACGAAGUCCCCACGGGCGAGAUCGUGGUCCGACUGGACCUUCAGCUCUUCGACGAACCCUGACCCUCAUCGUACUACUUGACCUUCUGACCUCCAAAUCCCGUAAUCGCUGCUCCUCUGUGGUGAAAGUCCACCAGCCUAACGUGACAAUCCCAUUCCGCCCAGCAUCGUGAACCCCAAAGCGUGUAUGUGUGUUUUUCACGUGAACGUCUGCGGAAGUCUGCAACAGUCUGUGAUCCGGAUCAGAUUUUUAUCGUCUUUGGUACAGGUCUAGUGUGUGAGUGUAAAUGAAGGAUGUGCGGUGGAGGAAAUAUUUCAGUCUAUAAUGAUGUGAAAGAUGUCUGUCUCAGGAUGCUGUAAGUCUUAAUGGAGUCGAACGUGGUCAUAACCGAGUCGGAAAUAGGAGUUCGAUUUGCCACUUUUUUUAAGUGGGCAGAAUCAUUCUAUUGAUUCCAAGUGCCAUUCCAGUGACAGUCUUAUUAUGGGUGAAUCUCACAAAAGUUUUUCUACAAAAAGUAAAAAAAUUAAAUGUGAGACAAAUUAUAUAAAGAUUGUAAAGAAAGUAAUAGUGGUAUUUUAAGUACUUGCUUAAAAUAACAGUUUGGUUCACAGUGAUACUGUAAAUAUAAUGUGUUGUAUUACAGUAGUGAGAAUUUAUUACCAUCUAAACUGUCUAGAUAUAUUACAGUUAGGGCAGAAAACAAGCAUACAUUUGAAUUUAAUAAGUCAUGUUUUAUUAUGAUACUUGUAUUGUUUUUUGUGAGAUUCAUCCAUAAGUCUUACUAGCAGUCAUCAACACUAAAAACUAAAACCACGAAAUUCUAAUUUCAUGAUCAAUUCAUUUCCUUUUUUUCAUCUGUUUUUACUGAAACAUAUCGGCGACAUUUGACACGUUUUAUUAAGUUGCAUAUAAAGUUUUUAGAAUUGUGCCAGUCUUAGAAGGGAUACGGUUAGAUCCGGCUACAAACUGCAAUGUUAUUUUAAUAUAUGCGAGAUGAAUAUACAGGAGGAAAAGGAUUGCGUUUGUUUUUCACUAUUUAAUGUUUCUUUUUUUAUGUAACUUUAUUUUUAUUCUGUUGAGAAUGGAGCGCAUCUAAGGCUAUUAGAAUUAUAAAAAAGGGUUUUCUCUUGAGGGACCAGUACAGGUUUUUUCUCCUAUAUAACACUCCUAAAAAUGACCAUAAGAUGCCUGAGAAUGAACCUACAUCAGUUGAAUUUUAGCAAUAAUUCAUCAAAUCUAUCAUUUUCUUAAGAAAUUCUUCAAUUCGCCCAAUUUGUUUUAUUUUGUUAAAUACCUAUGUAAACUGUAGUGCUUUAUUUAAGUUUCAUAUUGCGUUACUAAUGAGUUCACGGUUUGCUUUUCAUUGAUGUUUCUUUUUUAUUCUUUGCUGUUGUUAUGCAUUAGUGAUAAACACUGUCAUCAUGUUUGUAAACAUGAGAAAUCUCAGUUAAUAGUUUGGCUGUUGUUUGCUUAUUUGAUUUGCUUGUUUGUAACAUACAACAGCAAGAGUUACAUGUUUGCAAAGCUGUUUUAACAUCUUUUCAACAAUCUUAAAUGAAGUGGAAAGGGGAUGCUAAACCCAUAUUCAGCCAUUACUUUCUCCAAAUACGCUGAAGACUCCUUUGUUUUACAUAUUAUGAUCAAAAGUGUAUUUGUUUGUUUGCACCCCAAUUAUCGCACUACUGAGCCUGAGAAAGAUGCUGUUUGGAUUUUGACAUUAGCCGGGGGUCUGUAUGGUUGAAUUUGUGUGUUUUUUUUAUUCAGGAAUCCAAUACACACAUUAAUAUUCCACUGCUGUGCUAGUGAGAUACCGGGGUGAUUCCAGCUUUGGUGGAUCCAGCAAGUUACUUCACUACUUGUUUUUUUCUGUGUGUGUGUGUGUAUAUUUGGGUGUUUUUCUGAGUGCUUUGAAUGCUGUUUGCUGGGUCACUUUUCCAAACCUCCUGAAGAAUAUUUCGGACAAUACAAGAGGUCAUGGUCACGUGUCUGUUAACUUCUGUUACCUCUUUUUUCCUCCCAUCCGCCCCCAAACCCCCCCCCCCCAUCUCUUAUCAUGCACACUGUAUAUUUAAAACCAGGAGAUUUGCCCCACCUUCAUUAUUUUUUAAUGCGCAGACUCCCAUCAAUUCAACAGUAAUAUAUGUGUCUAUGUUUAAAUCUUUGAAUGGAGUAUAAUAUAUUACAACUUGAGAAGUAUAUAUGUUGAUGACAGCUUAUUGUCAUCAAAGUAGAAGCAGUGUGUUGUCUUACUGUUGCAAAUAAAACUCAAUUGGACCAAGGUA
Molecule: messenger RNA, 7756 nt
Organism: Triplophysa dalaica
Lineage: Eukaryota; Metazoa; Chordata; Actinopteri; Cypriniformes; Nemacheilidae
Gene: itsn1
Product: intersectin 1 (SH3 domain protein)
Exons: 40
Coding region: 335-5536 (1733 amino acids)
Biological process (GO): intracellular signal transduction; positive regulation of Rho protein signal transduction
Molecular function (GO): protein binding; calcium ion binding; guanyl-nucleotide exchange factor activity
Source: RefSeq, a predicted model, not a curated record